UUAAAAGUAGAAAGCAAACCCCCAAUGUGAUCCUAUAUAAAGAACCUCCACAACAGCUAACUUGAUCAAUAAUCAUAUAGCUAGCUAAGUAAAAAAAAGAAGCUAGAUCGAUCAGUAUUCUAUAAAUGAAAAUGGAGAAUUUAGGGUUUCUAGUGAUUUCGACCUUUUUGCUUCUAUUUGCAACUCUUCUCCCUCAUUCUUCGGCGUCAACCAUCCGCCGAUUUCACUUCAAUGUCGAAUGGAAGAAAGUAACUCGAUUGUGCCACACAAAACAACUUUUAACGGUGAACGGACAAUAUCCAGGACCGACGGUGGCGGUACACGAAGGUGACACCGUAGAAAUCAAAGUGACUAACCGGAUCGCUCACAAUACAACUAUUCAUUGGCAUGGUUUAAGGCAAUACCGAACCGGUUGGGCAGAUGGACCGGCUUACAUAACGCAGUGUCCGAUAAGAUCGAAACAAUCAUAUACAUAUAGAUUUAAAGUGGAAGAUCAAAGAGGCACACUCCUUUGGCAUGCUCAUCACUCAUGGCAACGCGCCUCUGUCUACGGCGCCUUCAUCAUCUACCCGCGGAAGCCUUAUCCCUUCUCCGGCAGCCACAUCCAAUCCGAAAUUCCCAUUAUACUCGGUGAAUGGUGGAAUAAUGACGUCGACUUAGUGGAGAAGGAGAUGCUCAAGACCGGA
Messenger RNA from Camelina sativa (false flax), 686 nucleotides. The record is from RefSeq and is a predicted model, not a curated record. NCBI's taxonomy places the organism in Eukaryota, Viridiplantae, Streptophyta, Magnoliopsida, Brassicales, Brassicaceae.